This is a messenger RNA of Penicillium riverlandense, 3465 nucleotides long. RefSeq names its product putative serine/threonine protein kinase. Gene Ontology annotation, cellular component: cytoplasm. The transcript has a single exon. The record is from RefSeq and is a predicted model, not a curated record. Gene Ontology annotation, biological process: protein phosphorylation; intracellular signal transduction. Gene Ontology annotation, molecular function: ATP binding; protein serine/threonine kinase activity. NCBI's taxonomy places the organism in Eukaryota, Fungi, Ascomycota, Eurotiomycetes, Eurotiales, Aspergillaceae. The coding region runs from base 1 to 3465 and encodes 1154 amino acids.
AUGUCGGAUCACCGGCCCGCGAUAGCUGGUCUGGAGGGCAAACCAUCGGCUGCCAAAUUGUCGCCAGCGACCGACACGGCCGAUGCACAGGGAGGCGCCCUUCGCCAAGCCUUCGCUCACGUUUAUGGUCUCUCUCGGUCUUCGUCGGCCCGCACCUCCACGAGUUCUCUCCAGGCCUUGAACGAAGAUAUUGUGGUGGAUGCUCGGUCGGAACAUGGCAGCGCUGGGCGCAGCCCCCGGAGGGCUUCACGACACUCUGAAACCCAGGGCGACUACCCGGUGUACCCCGACCAAUCCUACGCUAGCCUACAGUCUCAGAUUCAUCCAACAUGGCAACCUCCACACCUACGGUCGCGGAGCUCAUAUCCAUCACAAGCAGAUGCCACCCCUCAUGUGCCACACCCGCGUGUCUCUCGUACCGCGGGCAAUACCCCGGUGUCGAGCCCAGGACUGUUCUCUAUGCGGGGCUCGCGCACAACACCACCGCAGGGGUCAGACGAGGAAGGUUGGAUCGGCAGCCCCUACCUCCAUCCAAGCCAUUUGCAACCGCCGAAAGAGACGCAUACCGUCGAAGUGGAUCGGGAUUUGGUCACGGGUAACAAGGUCAUCAAUCAAUAUGAGAUCCUGGAGGAGCUUGGACGUGGUGAGCAUGGGAAAGUCAAACUCUGUCGGCAUGUGGCCACCAAGCAGAAGGUGGCCAUCAAAAUCGUUCAGCGGUACUCCAAACGUCGUCGGUUAGGCAAACUGGGUAACCCGGAGGAUAAAGUCAAGAAAGAGGUGGCUAUUUUGAAGAAAGCGCGGCAUCCGAACGUGGUCAGCUUGCUCGAAGUCAUCGAUGAUCCCAACCAACAGAAGGUCUAUAUCGUGUUGGAAUAUGUUGAGAACGGUGAGAUCAUCUGGCGCAAGAAGGGUCUUCGAGAGAUUGUGCACGUGGACAAACUCCGGUUCGAGCGCGAACAAGCUGGGAUCCCCGAUACCCCGGCCUUUGUGGAAGAGAGCCAUCAAUUUGUCCGGACCGCUCAGCAUCUGCGUCGGCAACGCAAAAGAGCGCGGGAGCGCAUCGAAGCGCAGGCUGCUGAUGCGCAGAAGGGUCCCAUUCCCGCCUGGAGUUUGGAGCACGGUGCGGAGUCGUCAGAUGAAGAGGAUGAGGGUGUUGGCCUUGGACUGGGGCUCGGGCGUACGUCCACCCGUUCGACGGCCAUCCUUGACGAGAACUCUCCGAGUGCCUCCCUCUCUUCCGCUCUCGAUUCCCAAGCUGCGGUCGAAGGCAGCAUGUAUGGCGCCUAUGUCGAUUAUCCGUUCGAACGACGCUUCAGCACCGCAUCCAGCAGCUUCGGAUAUGCUCCUUCCGAGCCGGAAUGGUCUGCAGAUGGAGAUGAUAUGUCCUAUGUUCCCUGCUUGACCAUUACCGAAGCCCGCAACGCAUUCCGAGACUCUGUCCUUGGAUUGGAGUAUCUUCACUACCAGGGGAUCAUCCAUCGUGACAUCAAACCUGCUAAUCUAUUGGUGACCAGCAGCCACCGCGUCAAGAUCUCUGAUUUCGGUGUCUCAUACCUAGGUCGACCUAUUCGAGAUGAAGAGGAGGAACGAGUAGACGAGACUGGGGCGGCAGAAUUGGAUGAUGCUCGCGACUUAUCCAAGACCGUUGGAACUCCCGCCUUCUACGCCCCGGAACUGUGCUACACCGGCGACGAUUUUGUCGAGACAAUCGGGUCGAUCCCAAAAAUCACUGGUGCGAUUGACGUUUGGUCUUUGGGCGUUACCCUAUAUGGGAUGAUCUUUGGCCGCCUACCUUUCGUCUCGGAUGAUGAAUACAGCAUGUUCCAGACCAUCGUGAAGAAAGAAGUCUUUAUCCCGCGGAAGCGUCUCGUUCCCGUUGUCAGAGAGGACUCUUCCACCAGUGCUCAAUGGAACCACCGCAACAGUGAUGAGCUGGCCUAUGAGGAUAUUGACGACGAGCUUUAUGAUUUACUUCGUCGGUUGUUGACCAAGGAUCCCAUCAAGCGCAUCACUUUGAAGGAGAUCAAGCACCACCCUUGGACCCUUCACGGCCUACCCAAUCCCCGAGCGUGGAUCGAGGAGACGGACCCCGCCUAUCAAAGCAAAGGAAAGAAGAUCGAAGUCUCGAACGAGGAAGUCACCAGUGCUGUCAGCAAGGUUCCUUUCAUUCAACGGGUUCGGUCCAAUGUGGCAAAGUGGUUUGGAAGUCGGUCUAAGGACAAGGAAUCUCGCAAGCGAACAUCGAGUACCACACCAUCUUCGGACACGCUAUCAUCUGCCUCGACGAGCAGUACCUUUGGCAAAGCCUCGCCAGACAGCCGCCGGCACAGUUUGCGAGGAGACGAGGAAUUCUUUCGGCCAGUCAAGUUUGGCGGCCAAAGCGAACACCCCCUAGCUCAAAGCGUGACGGCCAGUCCAGUGGAAGAAGAAGAAUGGUCUUCGUAUUUCGAUAAGACUGUUCCCGGAGCCAAUGCUGCUCCAGCUCCUAUCGUGACUCCACGGCCGGGACCUCCAAGACGCGCCAAAUCUUCCAUGUCGACUGCAGAGUCUGCAAAGACUGUAAGGCAAUCCAGUUUCGACACGACCCCCACGGUGCGACCGCGAACGGGUACCCCUUCGAUCAUCGAAACUCUGGGGACUGCCAGUCUCGGUGGCCUCUUCAGCGGAUCUCGGCGGAUAUCACGGGGCAUGUACAGUAGCAGCCGCAGUCGGCGCUCAUCUCCCUCUGGCGACUUGACAUCCCUGGAAGGUGGAGAUCGUCGCUCAGAGCCAAGCCUUGCCGUUAGUGUUGCCUCUGCAAUUGGCCAAGUUCGGAGCAACGGUCUAUGGCAACACGAAGCCGCUGUCUCCGCCAAGAGCCCAGGCCCUCCCCCAGCACCCAUGCAUCGGCGCAACCGAUCCCAGCAGCUAGCGGGCAAGUCUUCCGCGGAAUCGUUCACCCUCACGAAAGAAGCGCUUCUACGGCGCCGGCGGAGCGACAUCGAACCAGGUGUUGACCGAGAUCCGCUGGCAUCUGCAGUUAAAAGCAAGAUACCAUCAAGCGACUCUCUCCAUUUACCCCCGGCUCCUCCACUUCCGGAUCUUGGAUGUCCCGUCGACCCUCUCAGUCGUGGUCUCACCACCUCCACACCCUCGGCCGCCACCAUAUCUUCCUCUUCUGCAGACGAUUUCACCAGUGGCAUGUCUCAAAGCGCUUCUCAUCCUAGCAUCCCCUCUGUUGUGUCUGGGGCUUCUUCUCUUUCUGGAGAUGGCUUCUUCCAUGACAAAGGAUCUGAUUCCUCGACCCAAGUGCCUUCUAUCCUCCGCACUGGUGAGACGGUCAAACCUCAUCACUCGAGUACACUUCGCCCGUCAGAGGAUGAUGAGUCAAGGUACUACUGCGAUGACGAGGAUGAAGGUGAUUCAGAAGACGAGGUUCUUGUGAUCGGAAAGAAGAAGCCACCGGUCAAGACUGGGAAUAACUGA